GAAAGGAGGAAGAAAGCUGUGAGUGAGAUUGUAAGAAUUCUCAGCUAUGGUGGACAUGCAUUGAUUUAUGUGUGGGCCAUGGAGCAGGAAAGAAAUCAAAUAAAAUCCAAAUAUCUAAAAGAGAGUAAACAGGAGAUGUCUAGUGACUUAGGAGAAAACCUUUAUCACAGAAAACUUACAGCACAGGGUGAUGAUCCUGUUGCAAUGGCAGCCAAAAAUAGUAUUGGAAAUAAGUCAACAGAGAGACAUGAUGCAUGUUUAUGUAAGAGUAUUAGCGCUGGUGGUGUUGAGCUGAAGUCAGAUGAGUGUGGCAUCAGAGGUAGCGAGAAUUCAUCCUCCUGUCAAUCAAAGAAUUCAAAAGAUGAUCCACAGAUCCAGAACGAUACUCAGUCUGCUAAGGAUAAUGAGCAGACAAAUAGAGCAAGAAGAGCAGAACCAAUUAAAGACUCAAUAUAUUCAUCCAAUACAUUAUCAGUUCACGUUAACAGAACCGCUUUUGUGAAACAAGACCUGCUGGUGCCGUGGCAUUUGAAAUCAAAAAAUGGAAAGAGAAACAAUAUUGGAGAAGAAAAUGCAUCAAGCAAAGAUCAGAAUGUCGCUGAGAAUGUGUGCACUAAGACAGUCUUUCAUAGAUUUUAUCAUGUCUACAAAGAAGGCGAGUUAGAAAGUCUGUGUCAAGAAUGCAGCGGUGUGCGGAUAGUUGAAGGCUAUUAUGACGAGGGAAAUUGGUGUGUUAUUAUGAAGAAAGAAUGAACAUUCUCUCAUGGUGUGCAUAUUAAUGAUUUACAUUUUGAGUCUCCAAAAUUCCUGAUUUGAUGUCAAAUUUAUAAUGAUAUUUAUAUAGAAUUGUAAGAUUUACUUACUACCUACAAUGAAUGAUUCACCUAAGAAAGUGUACUCUCAGGGUGAAUGUAAGAAUUCAUUGUUGUACUGCACAGAAUGAUAUGAUUCAAUAAAGACGACAAUAAAUAAAGUGUACUCUCAGGGUGAAUGUAAGAAUUCCUUGUUGUACUGCACAGAAUGAUACGAUUCAAUAAAGACGACAAUAAAUAAAGUGUACUCUCAGGGUGAAUGUAAGAAUUCCUUGUUGUACUGCACAGAAUGAUACGAUUCAAUAAAGAUGACAAUAAAUAAAGUGUACUCUCAGGGUGAAUGUAAGAAUUCCUUGUUGUACUGCACAGAAUGAUAUGAUUCAAUAAAGACGACAAUAAAUAAA
Saccoglossus kowalevskii is the source of this 1216-nucleotide messenger RNA. RefSeq names its product alkylated DNA repair protein alkB homolog 8-like. The record is from RefSeq and is a predicted model, not a curated record. Lineage: Eukaryota; Metazoa; Hemichordata; Enteropneusta; Harrimaniidae.